This is a messenger RNA of Ictalurus furcatus (blue catfish), 1438 nucleotides long. It is a transcript of the gene ak3, whose product is annotated as adenylate kinase 3. Bases 143 to 820 code for a protein of 225 amino acids. Gene Ontology annotation, molecular function: AMP kinase activity; ATP binding. The transcript has 5 exons. The record is from RefSeq and is a predicted model, not a curated record. Gene Ontology annotation, cellular component: cytoplasm; mitochondrion. Gene Ontology annotation, biological process: nucleobase-containing compound metabolic process. Lineage: Eukaryota; Metazoa; Chordata; Actinopteri; Siluriformes; Ictaluridae.
UCAGAAGAGAUUCGGUUCUUUAGUGAUUCACUUUUAUGUAUAUAAUCCUGUGUUUGUGAUAGAGAGAGAGAGAGAGAGAGAGAAACACGGUGAGCGGAAGCUGAAGUAUUUGUCACGCUGUGGAUCCGAAUCGGGAUUAAAGAUGCUUGUGCGGAACUUGUUCCGGGCCGUGAUCAUGGGUCCUCCGGGUUCGGGGAAAGGAACCGUGUCGUCUCGGAUCUCUGAAAGUUUCGGGCUGCAGCAUCUCUCCAGCGGGGACAUGUUACGGGCCAACAUUAAAGCCAAGAGCGAACUGGGUCUUCUGAUGAAGUCGUGUAUAGAUCAGGGUCAGCUGAUUCCCGAUGAUGUCAUCUCUCGCCUCAUCCUGGCCAGCCUCCGAGACAUGGAGCAGAGCAGCUGGCUGUUAGACGGUUUUCCCCGGACGGUGGCGCAGGCUGAGAGUUUAGACAGCGUGAUCACCGUGGACACCGUCAUCAACCUGGACGUGCCGUUCGAGACCAUUAAGGAGCGUCUGACGUCUCGCUGGGUUCACCUGUCCAGCGGCCGCGUCUACAACGUCGACUUCAACCCUCCCAAAAUCCCCGGUCUUGAUGAUGUCACCGGUGAGCCGUUGACGCAGAGGGACGAUGACACGCCCGAAACGGUGACCUGCAGGCUGAAGGCGUAUGAAACCCAGACUCGACCAGUGCUGGAGUAUUACAGGAGUAAAGGAGUUUUGGCGACGUUCACCGGAACUGAAACCAAUAAGAUCUGGCCUCAUGUUCACACCUUCCUCGCGAAGAAGAUCCCACGGACUCAGCAGGUUGGGGGAGGAGUUUAGUCACGUGCCGACUGUAAAGAAUUCGAUUUUGUCCGGAAUGUUAACGACUCAGUCUGGUUUCCAUGGAAAGCGAUCACGCUGCGUUUUUGGUCACGCUUUGUUUUUAAUCGUAGACGAUUUUAGUUUUAAUCGAAGUUAAAUCUGUGUGACGUGAGCACGCGGUAAUGGGUUUAAACUCGAUCUCGGUUUAUUUCAUUCUCUUUUCCUCACCGGUGUGUUUAGUUUUGAAAGCACAUUCUUUAAAUUCUUUUGAUUUAGUUUCACUAACGAUCUCUCCUCCUCUGUGAAACGUGGUGGAGGUAGUGUCAUGGACUGGGCUGGGGUAGAAGCAGACAUGCAUUAACAAAAAUAUCUAGUUCAUUCUUUUGAACCAUGACAUCCGCUUCUGAGAGAGGGAGAGAGAAAAGGAAAAUAUUAAAAUGAUGAAAUAAAAAAAGAAACGGGAGAGAAAGAAAUGUUCCGCACAGGAAGAGAAAGGAAGCAUUAUUUUUUUCAAACUGAAUUUUGAAAUCAUUUAAAAAAAAAAAGAAGAAAUCUAUUCUGUGUAUGGACGCAUGUGUCCAACAAUAAUUCAAACACAAUUUACAUUUACAAAAAAAAAAAAGGGACAAAAAUACA